Messenger RNA from Pyrus x bretschneideri (Chinese white pear), 4194 nucleotides. RefSeq names its product protein FORGETTER 1-like. The record is from RefSeq and is a predicted model, not a curated record. NCBI's taxonomy places the organism in Eukaryota, Viridiplantae, Streptophyta, Magnoliopsida, Rosales, Rosaceae. Gene Ontology annotation, biological process: regulation of DNA-templated transcription. Gene Ontology annotation, cellular component: nucleus. Gene Ontology annotation, molecular function: chromatin DNA binding; histone binding. The transcript is spliced from 32 exons. The coding region runs from base 36 to 3800 and encodes 1254 amino acids.
AGGCAGGAGGAGGGGGGCGGCGAUACUGAUCCACCAUGAUGCAGCAGCAUCAACCUCCGCCAGUCCCACUGCAAUCGCAGACCGCCGGAACCCCAGCCGGAGUGCAGGUCCGCUGCGCUGGCUGCGGCAAGAUCCUGACUUUGGACGCAGGGGUCACCGAAUUCGCCUGCGACGCCUGCCAAUUGCCCCAAAUGUUGCCGCCCGAGCUGAUGACCCGAGCCCAGGCUUAUGCCCAGGCCCGCGCUCCGCCUCCGCUGCCACCCCCGCCGCCCCAUGUUGCGCCUCACGGCGUUGAUCCUUCGAAGAUCCAGCUUCCCUGCGCUAAUUGCAAGGCCAUCCUUAACGUGCCUCAUGGCCUCGCGAGGUUCCGGUGCCCUCAGUGCCAAGUUGACCUGGCUGUUGAUGUCUCGAAGCUCCAGCAGUUCUUCCCGCCCCGUCUGCCCCUGCCUCUUCCACCCGAGGAGGUCAAUGAGGUCGCCAUCGAAGUAGAGCGAGAAGAGGAUGAAGGUGGCAUGGCAGGAGAAACAUUUACAGACUAUCGCCCUCCAAAACUAUCCAUUGGUCCUCCUCAUCCAGAUCCUGUUGUGGAAACAUCGUCCUUGGCUGCUGUGCAGCCACCUGAGCCCACUUAUGAUCUGAAAAUCAAGGAUGAUUUGGAAAAUUUAAAGGCUUUGUCAUGUUUACAGAUUGAGACAUUGGUCUAUGCUUGUCAGAGACACCUGCAACAUCUUCCAAGUGGUGAGAGGGCAGGAUUCUUCGUUGGGGAUGGAGCUGGUGUGGGGAAAGGUCGAACAAUAGCAGGGUUAAUAUGGGAGAAUUGGCACCGUGGGAUGAGGAAAGCAGUGUGGGUUUCUGUUGGUUCAGACUUGAAGUUUGAUGCGAGAAGAGACUUAGAUGAUGUAGGUGCAAUUUGCAUUGAAGUACACGCCUUGAACAAGCUGCCUUAUUCCAAACUUGAUUCUAAGUCUGUUGGCGUCAAGGAGGGCGUUGUUUUUCUGACAUACAGCAGCCUCAUUGCAUCCUCUGAGAAAGGUCGUUCACGUAUGGGGCAGCUUGUGCAGUGGUGUGGACCAGGAUUUAAUGGUCUUGUUGUAUUUGAUGAGUGCCACAAGGCCAAAAAUCUGGUGCCUGAAUCUGGAAGUCAGCCAACACGUACUGGUGAAGCAGUUCUUGAAAUUCAGGCUAAGCUUCCUGAAGCUCGUGUUAUUUAUUGUUCAGCAACUGGUGCAUCCGAACCACGAAAUUUGGGUUACAUGGUACGCCUUGGUCUUUGGGGCCCUGGAACAUCUUUUUCUGAUUUCCGUGAAUUUCUAGGUGCUCUUGAGAAAGGAGGCGUUGGAGCACUUGAACUUGUUGCCAUGGAUAUGAAAGCAAGGGGGAUGUAUGUAUGCCGUACUCUUAGCUACAAAGGGGCAGAGUUUGAAGUUGUUGAAGCACCGCUAGAAGCUGAAAUGAUGGACAUGUACGGAAAAGCAGCAGAAUUUUGGACAGAACUGCGACAGGAUAUACUAACUGCAUCUGAAUUUCUUGCUAAUGAAAAGCCUGUUUCUAGUCAAGUGUGGCGAUUAUAUUGGGCCAGCCAUCAGCGUUUCUUUAGACACAUGUGCAUGUCAGCUAAGGUGCCGGCUGCAGUAAGACUAGCUAAACAAGCAUUGAUGGAUGGCAAGUGUGUGGUUAUUGGCCUUCAGAGUACUGGAGAGGCGCGAACUGAGGAAGCUGUGACCAAAUAUGGUCUUGAACUUGAUGAUUUUAUUUCCGGACCUCGAGAACUUUUACUGAAAUUUGUUGAGGAAAAUUAUCCCUUGCCUGAAAAGCCUGAACCUCUGAAAGGAGAAGAUAGUGUGAAGGAGCUGCAGCGGAAGAGGCACUUAGCAACUCCUGGUGUGUCAAUGAAAGGGAGAGUGAGGAAAGUUGCAAAAUGGAAACCUGCAAGUGAUGAUGAAAGUGAUGAAGAAUCUGAAACUGAUUCUGCUCAGGAAUCUACUGAAUCUGACGAUGAGUUUCAAAUUUGUGAAAUUUGCCAAUCUGAGGAGGAACGAAAGAAACUGCUUCAUUGUUCCUGUUGUGGGCAACUGGUCCAUGCUGCGUGUCUUAUCCCACCUGUGACAGAUGAAGUAUCAGUAGACUGGUCAUGCCAUUCAUGCAAGGAAAAGACAGAUGAAUUUUUGAAAAGAAGACAAGAGUAUAUAGCUGUUCUUACGAAGAGGUAUGAAGAAGCUUUGGCUCGUAAGUUAAACAUAUUGGAGAUAGUUCGUUCUUUGGAUCUUCCAAACAAUCCUUUGGAUGAUAUCAUUGAUCAGCUUGGAGGCCCUGAUAAAGUAGCAGAAAUGACUGGAAGGCGAGGUAUGCUUGUGAGGGCAUCUGGUGGAAAGGGCGUUACCUAUCAGGCACGGAACACGAAGGAAAUUUCCAUGGAGAUGGUAAACAUGCAUGAGAAGCAGCUUUUCAUGGAUGGCAAGAAGUUGGUUGCCAUAAUUUCUGAAGCUGGAUCUGCUGGUGUGUCUUUGCAGGCAGAUAGAAGAGCUACAAAUCAGAGACGAAGGGUACAUCUUACUCUGGAACUUCCUUGGAGUGCUGAUCGAGCGAUUCAACAGUUUGGAAGAACUCAUCGGUCAAAUCAAGCCUCUGCUCCUGAAUACAGGCUUAUCUUUACUAACCUUGGUGGAGAGCGUCGAUUUGCAUCCAUCGUAGCAAAGAGAUUAGAAUCUCUUGGAGCACUAACACAGGGUGACCGCAGGGCAGGGCUAUCAUUGAGUGCCUAUAACUACGAUAGUGCUUAUGGAAAGAAGGCCUUGAUGUUGAUGUAUAGAGGAAUCAUGGAGCAGGAUUCUCUGCCUGUUGUGCCGCUAGGAUGUUCAUCAGAAAAACCGGAAACAAUCCAAGAUUUUGUUGAGAAGGCUAAAGCUGCUCUUGUUCUUGUAGGAAUAGUUAGGGAUGCUCAUGGGAAAGAUCAUGGCAGGCUUGUUGGCCGUAUAAUUGAAUCAGAUAUGCAUGAUGUUGGACGUUUCCUCAAUCGGAUUUUAGGAGUACCGCCUGAUAUACAGAAUAGGCUGUUUGAGUGUUUUGUUAGCAUUUUCGAUCAUAUUGUCCAUAAUGCACGCAUUGAAGGGAAUCUGGACUCUGGGAUUGUUGAUAUGAAAGCUAAUGUUAUAGAGCUACAAGGAACUCCAAAGACUGUUUAUGUAGAUCAAAUGUCUGGAGCUUCGACAGUGCUUUUUACAUUUACCCUGGAUCGUGGGGUCACGUGGGAGUCUGCGAGUGCCAUGCUUGAAGAGAAACAAAAGGAUGGACUUGGUUCUGCCAAUGAUGGGUUCUAUGAAUCUAGGAGGGAAUGGUUGGGAAGACGUCAUGUCAUAUUAGCCUUUGAGAGUUCUACUUCCGGAUUGUACAAGAUAGUCCGUCCUGCGGUGGGAGAGUCAGUAAGAGAAAUGCCUCUGUCAGAGCUAAAAAGCAAAUACAGAAAAACAUCAACAUUAGAGAAGGCUCGUCGUGGCUGGGAAGAUGAAUAUGAAGUUUCGUCCAAACAGUGCAUGCAUGGACGCAAUUGUAAGCUUGGCAACUUCUGUACUGUUGGCAGAAGACUGCAGGAAGUAAAUGUAUUAGGUGGCCUAAUUCUUCCCGUCUGGGGCACUAUUGAGAAGGCUCUUUCUAAGCAGCAACGGCAAAGCCACAAGCGACUACGUGUUGUGCGUAUAGAAACCACGACAGAUAACCGCAGAAUCGUUGGUCUCUCUGUCCCAAAUGCAGCAGUGGAAUCCGUACUUCAAGAUUUUGCAUGGGUUCAAGAAAUUGACGACUGAGAUGACGCAGUAGUCUGGUUGUAAAUUUUGCCAAGUUGCUAUGCUACUCUACGCCGUGAUAAUCUUGGAAGCACAUGAAUAGUUCCAGAACGAAGGCAGAAGCCAAAUACCCAAGAAAUAGAAAAAGCGAAGAUGAUUUUUCUGCACAUCGUAAUGACCCCGUGCAGUCAUUGAUUUUGAUUUUAUUUGUUUCUCGACCUCCAUUGCUAAUCUGUUUUGUUUUUUUUUUUUUUUUGCCCUAUUUAUUUUGUAUAUCACCGACGACGUUUUACGGCAUUGGAGGUUAGAUUUAGUAGGCUCUCUUGGUCAUUAGUUUUGCCGCAAUCAAUUUGUAUCACUAUCAUACAGUUAAUUCAAAUGGUAGAGGAAAUAGAAAAUUCCCCGUUUUGUUCAA